Lolium rigidum is the source of this 1845-nucleotide messenger RNA. RefSeq names its product indole-3-acetic acid-amido synthetase GH3.8-like. The transcript is spliced from 5 exons. Lineage: Eukaryota; Viridiplantae; Streptophyta; Magnoliopsida; Poales; Poaceae. Gene Ontology annotation, molecular function: acid-amino acid ligase activity. Gene Ontology annotation, cellular component: cytoplasm. The record is from RefSeq and is a predicted model, not a curated record. The coding region runs from base 1 to 1845 and encodes 614 amino acids.
AUGGCGGCCACGACCGAUGAAUCGAGAGCUAUCGGCACGGCUCUCGGGAGCGCGGUCUCAUCGCCGCCGGCGUCGGAGGCGGCGAACGCGAAGGACGCCGAGAAGCUCCGGUUCAUCAAGGAGAUGACCUCUGACGUGGACUCGCUGCAGGAGCGCGUCUUGGCCGAGAUCCUCGCCCGGAACGCCGGCACGGAGUACCUCAGCAACUGCGGCCUCGACGGCCACACCGACUGCGCCACGUUUCGGGCCAAGGUGCCGGUGGUGUCGUACGACGCUCUGCAACCCUACAUCCAGCGCAUUGUCAACGGAGACCGAUCGCCCAUCCUGUCGACGCACCCCGUCUCCGAGUUCUUCACCAGCUCCGGCACGUCCGCCGGCGAGUGCAAGCUGAUACCCACCGUCGAGGACGAGCACGACCGCCGCCAGAUGCUCUCCAAUCUCUUCAUGGCAGUUAUGAACUUGUACAUGCCUGGACUUGAUAAGGGGAAGGGCCUCUACUUCUUUUUCGUGAAGCAGGAGACGAGGACGCCGAGUGGCCUCAUGGCGCGCCCUGUCCUCACGAGCUACUACAAGAACGAGCAGCUCAAGAAGCGUCCGUACAGACCCUACCGCAGCUACACCAGCCCGACGGCGGCCUUCCUUUGCGCGGACGUGUUCCAGAGCAUGUACGCGCAGAUGCUGUGCGGCCUGUGCCAGCGCCACAACGUGCUCCUCCUUGGUGCCGUCUUCGCCGCCGGCCUCCUGCGCGCCAUCCGCUUCCUCCAGCUCAACUGGGAGCAGCUCGCCGCCGACAUCGACGCCGGCAUUCUCACCCCACGCGUCACCGACACGUCCGUGCGCCAGGCGGUAUCCGGCAUCAUCCGGCCAGACCCCGACCUGUCGCAGUUCGUACGGGACGCACUGCGUAGUGACGAGUGCUGCAACGGCGACUGGGCCGGCAUCGUCACCCGCAUUUGGCCCAACACCAAGUACGUCGACGUGAUAGUCACCGGCGCCAUGGCGCAGUACAUCCCGAUCCUGCGACACUACUGCGGCAACCUGCCGCUGGUGAGCGGCACGUACGGAUCCUCGGAAUGCUAUUUCGGCAUCAACCUCCGCCCGCUCUGCGACCCGUCCGAGGUGGCGUAUACCAUCAUGCCCAACAUGGGCUACUUCGAGUUCCUCCCCAUGGACGACGAGGCCGCCGACGACGGCAAGGCGGCGUCGGGAAAGCUCGUUGACCUCGCCCGCGUGGAGGCUGGGCGCGAGUACGAGCUGGUGAUCACCACCUACGCCGGGCUGAACCGGUACCGCGUCGGCGACGUGAUCCGCGUGGCGGGGUUCCACAACGCCGCGCCGCAGUUCCAGGUCGUGCGCCGCAAGAACGUGCUGCUGUCCAUCGAGCUCGACAAGACGGACGAGGCGGAGCUGCAGCGCGCCGUGGAGCGGGCCUCGGUGCUGCUCCGCCCGCGCGGCGCGUCCGUGGCGGAGUACACUAGCCACGCGUGCACCAGGCGCAUCCCGGGGCACUACGUCAUCUACUGGGAGCUGCUCGUCACCGGCGCCGCGGUGGACAAGGAGACCCUCGACGGGUGCUGCCUCGAGAUGGAGGAGGCCCUGAGCAUAGUGUACAGGCAGAGCCGGGUGGUGGACGGCUCCAUUGGACCGCUCGAGAUCCGCGUCAUCCGUCCCGGCACCUUCGAGGAGCUCAUGGACGAUGCUAUCUCACGCGGCGCCUCCAUUAACCAGUACAAGGUGCCCCGCUGCACCACGCUCCCGCGCAUCGUCGAGCUUCUCGACUCGUGCAUCGUGUCCAGCCACUCCAGCCCUGCCCUGCCGCACUGGACACCGGUGCGGCGUUCCUGA